Messenger RNA from Stegodyphus dumicola, 2953 nucleotides. RefSeq names its product cyclic AMP-dependent transcription factor ATF-2-like. The record is from RefSeq and is a predicted model, not a curated record. Gene Ontology annotation, molecular function: DNA-binding transcription factor activity. Lineage: Eukaryota; Metazoa; Arthropoda; Arachnida; Araneae; Eresidae. Gene Ontology annotation, biological process: regulation of DNA-templated transcription.
UUCACUAUAUAAAAAUUAUUUACAGCUAUUGGAUUCAUUUAACGGUUGUAAAAGUUAUUGUUUUGAUUAAUAUUCAUUUAUACGAUCGUGUAUUAAAAUUCUUUUUUAAUUAAAAUUUUUUAUUUAAAAAUCGGGCGUCGCGGUAUGGAAUACAUUACGUGACCCAGUGUUUCAAAACUGAAAUUUCUUUCAACUUUGUUGAAUUUGGAUAUAUCAUUAAUCAUGGAUGAUAAGCCUUUUCAUUGUCCAUCAGCAGAUUGCAAUAUGGCAUUUGUGAAUGAAGAUCAUUUGACAGUACAUAAGAAGAAGCAUGAAUUAUCAUUAACUCUAACGCCUACUACUGCUACCUUUAAAAACCCAUUUGUUGAUCAAACACCCACUCCUACUCGAUUUCUAAAUGCACUAGAAUCUGAUUUAUUUCAAGACUUCCAGAAUGACAAUCCUUUUGAUGCUACCUUUCGAAAAGCUAAUUCCUCCAAUGGUGGUGCUAAUUUGGUUUUGCCUGAGUCAUCAUCAUUAAUAGCAAGUUUACCAGAUUCAGAAGUUCUGAAUACACCGUCAAUAACUCUACCAAGUGAACCAGAGACUCCAAUUGCUUUAAAAAGUAGUUUUAUUAAUAAAGUUUCUCAGAAGGAGCAGAAUAACCAGACUUAUAGUGAGAAUACUGAUACCUUACCAUUCACUCCUGUAGAGCAACAUACCCAAGACACUGUUCCUGAACAAAGUAAUGUAUCUAAUGAUGUCUCUUCAGAUAAUGCAAGUUUCUCAGAAUUGGCUGCACCUAGCCUUUCAGCAUUUUCUGAAACCAGUCAUAAAAAUGAUCAAAGAAAUAAUGCAACUAGGACAAGUGUUGUACAGACUCGAGUUAUUACAUCUGUAGGUAGCAUAUUAAAAUCAAAUACUACUGGUGUACCAACUGCAGUGGUAACUCGCUCAGCACCAAACGGGAUUUCGUCUGUAACUUCUAGCCAAGUUGUGACAGAAAAACCUAGUCAAACUAAAAUUCAGGAGCAACAGCAGCCUGUUGUGCAGUCUGUAUGUGUAACUCCAAUGGUACAGCUGAUGAUUAGAUUGCCAGAUGGGCAGACCAUGCCAGUUCAGUUUCCAGUUAUGACUUCAGGUCCAGCUACCCAGCCAGCACAAACAGUCCCACCAAUUGUACCCCAGGCGUCUCAACAAGUUUCCAGCUCAUCUUCAGUUACCAAAAUGAAACUGAAAGAAGCAAUAACAAUGAAUCAGAAGUCAGGUGGGGCUGGUAAAAAGAAUAACACUAAUGGAAGAGUGCGAAGUAAGCAAUCUAUACAAUUACUUCCUGUCCAAGAUUCUUCUUUGGAUGGUUUUGGAUUAUCUCUUUCCCCACCUCCUUCCCCAAUUACAGUGCAAAGGCCAGGUCAUAAUGGUCGUAAGCGUCGUGACCUCAGUGAUGACCCUGAUGAGAAACGCAGAAGAUCAUUAGAGAGAAACAGGGCAGCAGCAACAAGGUGUAGAGAAAAGAGAAAACAGUGGAUUACAGCUCUAGAGAAAAAAGCUAAUGAAUUAGCAAACACUAAUACUCAGUUACAGCAUGAGGUAACACAGUUGAGAAAUGAGGUUGCUCAUUUAAAGACCAUGUUGUUGGCACAUAAAGAUUGUCCUGUUACUCUUCAGCAGAAGGCAUCGAAUUAUGAUGCAGACAGAGAAGUUUUUACUACAGUUCGCAUAAUUACUUCUGCUUCUGAUGAUGUGCAACAAGUACCGAAUAGUACUGUUGUUUCACCACUAAAUGCAGAAUUUAUGGAAAUGGAUGUGAACUCUGUGCAAAGUAGUAAUGAUGGUUCUUUUACAUCUGAUACCAGUGACACAUCCUUUAGAGAAAGGUAGCAUUGAAUGUAUUUGCAUAAUCCCUAUGCAGUAUUCAUAAAAAUGGCUCACUAUUCAUAAUUUGUCUGAGGAAUGUCCAGAGCAAAGAUUUUAAUUUUUUUUUAAUUGGAAUUACUUUUUUUUAAUUCAAAUGUUUGCAAAAUAUUUAAUUAUAAUUGGAAGAAAUCUAAAAUGCUUUUAAAAAAUCAGAACAUUUAAAAUUAGGUAAUAUUUUACUAUCAUGUUCUCAAAUUAAAUUUUAAAAUCAUGUUUAAUUCAUUUCACUUGGAACUAUUAUUUCAAACAUCUUAAAAAUAAAGUUACUUGCCUUUUUAUGGCACAUUUAUGGAUAUAGGUAAUAAUUAAUUUUGAUGUUUAAAUUUUCAAACAUCUGAUUUUACUUGUCCAUAAUCGGAAGUAAUAUCUGAAUCCUUGGUUUUUCUUUUUGUGUGUAUUUUUAAAAUUCUUUAAAAAAAAAAAAAAGAAAGAAAGAAAGAAAUGCUAAAAAAAUCAACUGGGAAAAACUAAACUAAAAUAUUAUUCUUCAUUAUUGAUAUAUUAACAUAUGUCAAAGAUUUAUAGCUAGAAAGUUUUAGAGAUCACCUGGCCAGUUAAGAGUUACUUUGCAAAUCGAAUACAUUGUCUGAUUUAGCAGCUACAACAUCUGAAAUUGCUUUUAGGUCACAUUACUGAUGCACAUAUAGUAGCUCAUAUUUGUUUUUGGACAUUUGUAUUUUUGAAAUAUAUUUGUAUAGAUUUUGUACUAAAUAAUGAAACACAAAGUGCAGAUUUUUUUUCCAACGUAGAAUUUUUUCUAUUUUAAGCUUUGCUUGUUAAAAAUUAAAUAUCAUCAAAAUAUUCCUUGUAAUAAAAUGAUAAUUCAAAUGUAUUAGUCAGUAACUUACAUAAUAAUUCAGACACUUGAAACUUUUGUUGAGAUGUUUCGGCAGAUAAAAUUCUUUGUCAUAAUCUUAUGUUUUAAAUGAAAAUACAUCACAAAAAUUAUCAUCUGCAUCAGUGGCAUAGCAUAGGUUACUGCCGCCGGGGGCAGAUACUAAAUUUGCCGCCCCUGCCUGCUACAAAAUGUGAUAUUAUUGUAAAGAUGAAAUUUUCU